This is a messenger RNA of Cydia amplana, 1996 nucleotides long. RefSeq names its product doublesex- and mab-3-related transcription factor A2 (gene dmrt99B). The record is from RefSeq and is a predicted model, not a curated record. Lineage: Eukaryota; Metazoa; Arthropoda; Insecta; Lepidoptera; Tortricidae. Gene Ontology annotation, cellular component: nucleus. The coding region runs from base 771 to 1901 and encodes 376 amino acids. Gene Ontology annotation, molecular function: protein binding; RNA polymerase II cis-regulatory region sequence-specific DNA binding; DNA-binding transcription factor activity, RNA polymerase II-specific. Gene Ontology annotation, biological process: sex differentiation; regulation of transcription by RNA polymerase II. The transcript is spliced from 4 exons.
UUAUGUUUCCCACGUCUAGUUUAAUUUGGGUUGACAGCUUUUAACUAUAAAAUAGAAAUAUAAUAUGGAAUUAUGGACUCAGAACAUGUAUGUCAAGAUGCAUCAGGAAGAUAGUUAUGCACACUCAACAUAACAGUAUCGCUCAAUCUCGCCAACAUUAUGUCCCAUUCAGCACAUUAAAGCGCACUGUCUAAACAAUUAAACAAAAACCUCAACAAUAAAUAUUAAAAAGGAGCGGAAUCCUCGACGCGAAUAACAAACAUAAUUGUUUUUUUGUGCCUCAUUCAAUAGAGCUUUGUCCGGUAAUACAAAAACUGGUUCUCAAAAAAGUCACCUUUAUAAAUUAAGUUUCAGCAUUUGUGAACACCAAUCACAGCUCAGAGGCGGGGUUGCGCUAACCCCUCAUUGGCGCUCCCGACGCUCUCAUCUGUCUACAUUUUAUAUAACCGGAUGAUACAACAUAUACAGUUAACACUAUAGAGGAAGCGGGACGGCACUAUGUUGGAGACAGUGUGUCGCUUCGCACUCGCGCCGUCUCGCUCGCGCCAUACUGUCAGUUUGUUCGCCGAAAAUGAAGCAACAGUGUUGGCAACACUCGCGACGAGAGCGCGCCUUAACAGUUGCGCGUUCCACGUUUGAAAAAUCGAGUGCAUUUCGAAUUCGGAACUUUUUAAAUUUGGUGUUCAAUCGUCAAUCGACUUUGAAUGAUUUUUUGAUAGUGUAGCGAUGUGUAUGGUAGUAUUUUGAGUGUGUUGUAUUAAAGUAUUGUGAUGGAGAUGUCGCUGCCGAACGGCGUGGACGUGUCGCAGCUGGUGCAGCACCCUGUGCUGGCCGCCUUGCCGCCCUUCUUCCUCAGAGCUUCAGAGAGAUAUCAGCGGACGCCGAAGUGCGCGCGGUGCCGCAACCACGGCGUGGUGUCGGCGCUGAAGGGCCACAAGCGCUACUGCCGCUGGCGCGACUGCGUGUGCGCCAAGUGCACGCUCAUAGCCGAGCGGCAGCGCGUCAUGGCGGCCCAGGUCGCGUUGCGCCGGCAGCAGGCACAGGAAGAGAACGAGGCGCGGGAGCUGAACCUGCUGUACACGGGACAGCCGCCUGCGCCGCACCACUACGAUAUGCCCGAUGAUUCACCUGCUCAGAAGCGUGCUCGGAUCACAGAGGUGUGCUCCAGCCCCUCGCCCCCCACGGACCAGCAGCCCGACUCCAAGUCUCCGCCGCAAACGCCGCCACUUACCACCCCUCCCCCGCGCUCACCUUCCGACCACGAGCUCAACGUUGAAGAAGAACUCGAGGACCAGUCUGAGACCUCCCUCACCCCCGAAAACCUCUCCAUGAAAGCGCCCAGAACCGAAGACCCGACGCCAGUCAAAAAGGAAGACGAUGACAAGUGGGAGAGCCCCGAUUUUAAAUACAAAAUGUUCAGACGAGAGCGGAAAGAGUCAUUACCUGAACAGUCCGAGGACUGCUCGCCCCCUUUCCAGAAAUCCCCCGUUGACGUUCUCAUCAAAGUUUUUCCAAGAAAGAGUCGACAGGAGAUCGAAGCAAUACUGUCGCGCUGCAAAGGGGAUGUCGUCGCCGCAAUGGAAAUGAUGAUAAAUGGAACUGAGCCACCUACAAACGCAUACAAUAUGACGCAAGAAUCUCCUCCUUAUAUGCAGAAUUAUCAGUCAAAAUCUGCUUUCUCGCCACUGUCGAAUCAGAGUUUUAAAUUUUCUCCUUCUCGGAGGUUCCUGACGCCGCCGUACAGUGGGACAGGUUACCUGCCGACAGUGAUCCGGCCGCCGCCGGAGUACCUGUCGGGCUUCAUGCCGCCGGCGGAGCUGAUGUACGGCAGACAGAUGCCCGUGCCCUCGCCCGGGACCUCGCCGCGCUCCGAUAACACCAACACAGAGUUCUCGGACUAGGGGUACCCGCAUUGGACAGUGCUGUGAAGUGCUGAUUGAGGACUUGUGAUUAUAUAUGAAUAUUAUACUUAGUAAAAUUAUACUUUACGACAAGA